Molecule: messenger RNA, 4299 nt
Organism: Xenopus laevis (African clawed frog)
Lineage: Eukaryota; Metazoa; Chordata; Amphibia; Anura; Pipidae
Gene: tex10.S
Product: testis expressed 10 S homeolog
Exons: 15
Coding region: 94-3042 (982 amino acids)
Cellular component (GO): nucleus; MLL1 complex; nucleolus
Source: RefSeq, a predicted model, not a curated record
CAGUGGUAUGCGCAUACGCGCUGACGUCACUGCGUCCGCACGCGCAGUGACAUACUACAGACUCAACUCGGCACCCAUAAACAGCAACUGCGCAUGCGCAAAUUUGCACGCGUUGUCGCCUAUCACAUUAAUAUAAGGAUAAAAUUUGGGGAGCGCCAUUGUUCGAAAGUAACAAUGACUAGUAAACGCAAGCGUCAAGAAGAUUUUCAGAGGGUAAAACUGAAGGUUGGACGGAAAAAAUCGAAAGCUGAUCAUAUUACCGACACCAGUUUUAAGUCAAAAUGUAUUCAUCUGAGCAAGCAACUUAAGGAUGGCCAGUCAUCUCUUACCAAUGAGCGAAAGUUAAACAUCACGGAUCUUCUCUCACAGAUGCAUCAUUACAAUGCUGGAAUUAAGCACAGUGCUCUUGUUGGUCUUAAAGAACUUCUUACUACCUAUCCUUCAAUAAUCGAAUCACAUAUUUCAAAUAUAAUCAGUGAAAUUGGUGCUGUAUUUACAGAUAAAGACUCGGCUGUUAGAAAAGCUGCUGUUUUUCUCUUACAAUAUUUGGUUCCAAAAAUUACUCCUGAUAAAAUUGCCCCUUUUUUUCCUCUUGUAAGUGCCCAUCUAUCCAGUGCAAUGACUCAUAUAAUAAUGGAUAUUCAGAAAGACUCAUUACAGAUAUUGGAUAUUUUUUUAGAAGAGUAUCCAGAAUUACUUAUUGACCGCAGCAACAUGUUGUUAAACAAUUUUUUGGAGCUUAUUUCCCAUCAGAAGACCUCCAAGGAAUUUAAGAGAAGAGAUGAAAAAUCUAGUUGGACAUUGGCUGUCAGUGUUGACCAAAAGAUUAUUUCUCAAAACUGGAGAUUAAAUGUCCUCAUUAGGCUGAAAAAGUUUCUUUAUGCAUUUGCCAGACAUGUUGCAAAAAACAUCCCUGAUGAUGAAUUUACAGAGACAUCAAAAAAAAAGCCUACAAGAGAAUCUCAAGAUGUAUCUUGGAUAAAGCAUACAAGUAGGAAGCAGUUUAUCAACUUAUACAAACAUUUUGAAGGUUCUUCAUUUCAGAUGAGGACUUUUGUGAUGACGACAGCUCAGGCUGAUGAACAUAAUUUUUCAACUAGAAAUUUGAAAGCAUUCACUGAGACCAUAAUUCCAUUAUUGAUUGAAUGCUGGAUUGAGGAAUCACCUGGUACAGUCACUGGAGAUUUUUCUGAAAAACUUCUAUGUCCAUCAUCGCAUCAUCUUUUGCAACAGGUUCUAAGCAUUAUUUCUUUGCUUUGGAAGCUUUGUGAACUUCAAGAUGGACAGCAGAAAAUGGAUGGUUGGCUUCGUAGAACUUAUCUUGCAGAUUUUAGACAUCAUUUUAUGAGCCAGUUUCCCUACUCUGUGCAUGAAAUUGUGAAACAGAAGAAAAAGAAAAAAAAAAGUAACCAGGAUAGUAUGCAUCUUCAGAAUGGUCUGGAUCAUCUUUUAUUAAACUUAACCUUGUGUGACAUCAUGAUCCCACUGGCAAGUUGUCCUACUGUUCCAGAGGAUUCAGAAUGGCUAUCGAUGAUUCGAAUGUUUGUUUCUGAGAAACUGAACCAAGGGUGGAAGCUAAAUUGUAAGCAACUGAAAAGGCUAUUGGAUGUGACAAAUAAACUUCUGAAUAUCCAGAGAAAUAGAGUCGCUACAGAAAAGUUGUUUCACUCAGUUUACUUAUUGUACCAGCAGAGAGAGCUGCAACUGUCAGUGCGUUCCAUGCUGUUAAAAUUCCUAAAAAAAGUUUAUCUAAAAGAAGAGGAUGUUUGUCACAAGCUUGGAAGAAGCCGAAGCAAUAUUUUGUCUCGAUGGAUUUCUGGCUUGCCUCAGCAGCUUGCCAAUCUUGGCUCAAGAAGCCCUCAACUUUCAGCCAUAAUUAUUGAUACAGUAUACACUGCUGCAACCCGUUCACACAUUGAGUUACUUCAGAGUCUUCAAACUGCAGCAUGCCAAAUCUACGAUCCAAAUGAGGGACCUGUUGUGCUGCUUCCACCAGAAUCUCAAAAACAACUUGUGCAGCUUUUAUAUUUCUUACCUUAUAUAUCAUCUGAUUUACUUACUUGUUUAAGUAAGUGUUGCAUCACAGAAAGACUUUCACCGAAUCUUGGUUCCACGCUCAUUGGAAUAUUGCAUGCAAGGUCCUCCUUUGCAAGUUGGUCGUGCUUGGGACAAGACUGUACAAUGAGCAAUCAGGACUAUUUUAGUUUUGUGUUCUCUUCUCUCAUUGGAUUUUCAGCAGAGAGGUUGUCAUGGAUGCAAGGCACAAAACACACUACUCAUGUCAGCAAAACACAGGUUUCACCAUUGUGCCUAUAUCUGACUGAUCAGCAACAGUUUGCUCACCACUGGAUGAUUACAAAGAUGUCAGAGACAGUGUGUCUGCAUUCUGUGCAGCAAGUUCAGUGUGGGGCCCCCAGGAGAUAUGACGGUGGUAGGAUCUGCUCAGCCAUCCUGAAUGCAGUUUGUUCCAGUUUGUCAUCUGUGAGUGCAAGGAGUCAAUGCUUUGAAAUCCUUCAAAAUGCAGUCAUAAAGCACCUGGGUGAAUUGGUAGUCCUCCCCGACAGUACAGCUGGCUCUAUCUUGUAUGCCAUAAAUACCCUUUUUGACCAAAGUUGCAUUCCUAGCGAACAUCUGUAUAGGUUUUUACCUUCAUGCUGUUACAGCAUUUUCAGCUUCUUACUCACAAUUGGAAAAGAUUUUGAGCAUCUUCCUAAAAGGGACCCUCUCUGGUCAGCUUGCAUUUCUUUGUUAUCUAUGCUCCCUAAUGUCCUAAAGUUCAUGUUAAAGGAUCUUCAGGUUAGCCGAGCCUGUCAGGAGGAACUACCUGUAAUUGCACAGUUGCUUUGCCUCUUACUACAAAACAUUCAACUUAGAAGUCACAUGAUGGCCAAUGCUUUUCUGGUGCAGCAAACCCUUCAGGAUGUUAUGAACCUGAAAUGCUGUGAAAGUCAAGAACAGUGGCUGACAGACCUUCAAUACUGCUUCAACACGUAUCUUCCCAAACAACCUCAUGAAUCUCCUUCUUUUUCUGCACUGUACUGAGGAAAUACAUACACCUUAAGUCAUUUGACUUAUGUUUGAUAAAUAUUUAAUGCUGACUUCUUAUCUUGAUGUUUCUAUAAAAACUGUAUCCACAUCUGCUUUUUUUUUAUUAUUAUUUUAAAAUCGGCACAGUACAUAAAAGUAUAGUGGCAGGUUCCUAUUUUAAGAGCUUCCCCUAGCCGCCCCCCCCCCCCACCACCUAUUACAUAGCAUCAUAGAAGCUGUUCAGGUCAGUAAUGGCUCCAUUUUGCUAGGACACCGCCAUUAAUAUAUUUGGCUAUGCAGAAGGUCAGAGUGCAUUUUCUCCUCUGGCAUAGAUACACGCACAGUGAACGCACAACCCACUGCUUCCCACCCCUUGUAUAAAAAUACACUGGCACAUCAAUGACCUGUCACUGCCUACAUGGGAGGAUAUCAACACAGAAUUGCAGAAGUAGAAAUUUUUGCACAGAAAGCAACCCUUUGUGUACUGACAGGCCAAUAUAAAGGCUGAUACAGAGGGUAGUCGAUUGCCAGUGGAGAAGAUGCAUUUUGUGCCCCUGGCCUAAGAUCAGAAGUUAGAAGGCACUCGUGAAUACUUCUGUCAUUAUUUUAGCACAGUGUCAUGGAUUAAUGUUCCAGCUUUCACAGACAGGUUUAAAGCAGACAUAAAGAUAAGGGAGAAGGUGUAUGCAGAGCUUUUUAAAUACAAGGUUCUCAGUGACCCAAUAUUCUUUGGACCUGUAGAGUUAAGUGACAUAUUUUUCAUUAUAUUAAACUUAUAAACAAAUUGAAUUAUGCAGUGUAACAGUCCUGUUGUUGGAAAGGCUGGCAUGAGCUGGCAAAUCUGUAUAUAAAAUUGGAAAGUGUCACUAUCCUGUUUUUAAACUGCCUUACAAUACAAUUACCUAUAUAAUAUAGAAUUGAGUAAAUAGCAAGAAUAUAUAAAGGGUAAUAUUGCAGUAAACUCUUUUUGGUUCUUUAACACCCCUGAUAUUUUAAGCAGUUGCCACUGCAGACAAUACAGUUUGGCACUGGUAAAUCUGAAAUCUUUUGCCCCAAAGCCCCCAAAAUUGUCCUUUGUGCCAUAGUCCCUAAAAGGUAAAAUACAGCUUUACUUGAUGACUAUUGCUUUUAUAAACAGGAAUAUUACCUUUUUGAUUUAUAAAUGAAGAUAACCAAUUGUUAACUAAAGUCAGAAAAUGUAUGUUAAAAACAAAUAAAACUCUAUUAACCUACAUGUUUUGCAUACACAAAUAAAAUCUUCAAACCAACUAA